This is a messenger RNA of Ricinus communis (castor bean), 2151 nucleotides long. RefSeq lists its product as uncharacterized. The coding region runs from base 88 to 1599 and encodes 503 amino acids. The transcript has a single exon. Lineage: Eukaryota; Viridiplantae; Streptophyta; Magnoliopsida; Malpighiales; Euphorbiaceae. The record is from RefSeq and is a predicted model, not a curated record.
UCCAUAAAAAUCAAUGGAUACAGUGAAACAAGAUAAAGUUGUAAUGUAAUCAACCACCACGAAACUGCCUGUUCUCCUCCUAAGUUCAUGAAUCCUUCCCGCUCCUAUAUAAAUCCCCACUUACAUUUCUCUCUCUCACACACACAUACUCAUAAUAUUACUCUCAUCUCUCCAAAGAAACUCCAAUUAAAAAUGCCUUCUUCUUCUGCUACGACUAUCGUCUCAAAAUGCACCAUCUACCCAGACCACCCCCAAGAACCUUCCGUCAAACCCCUAAGACUCUCAGUUUCUGAUCUCCCUAUGCUCUCUUGCCAAUACAUCCAGAAGGGUGUUCUUCUCUCUUAUCCACCAUACUCCUUCGACGACCUCAUCACAUUCCUCAAGCGCUCUCUCUCCACUGCUCUCUCCUUCUUCCCUGCACUAGCUGGCCGACUGGAGACCGAUCCGCAUGGCCACGUCAACAUAGUCUGCAACUCUGCUGGCAUCGACUUUAUUCAUGCUAAAGCAAGACAUGCCUUUUCUAAUAACAUUCUUUCCCCCCUCCACGACGUUCCUGAUUACGUCAAGGGCUUCUUUGCUUUUGAUAAAACCCUCAGUUACUCUGGCCAUUCUAAGCCGUUGAUUGCGGUACAGGUUACAGAGCUAGCUGACUCUGUUUUUAUUGGGUGUACUGUGAAUCACGCAGUUACUGACGGUACCUCCUUUUGGCAUUUCUUUAAUACUUUCGCUGAAAUCAACAAAGGAGCCAAGAAAAUCUCCAAAUCUCCAGAUUUUAGCCGCAACAAUGUUUUUAACUCACCGGCUGUUCUUAAAUUCCCCGCCGGUGGUCCGAAAGUCACCUUCUCCGAUGACCAACCGUUGCGUGAAAGAAUUUUUCACUUCACUAGAGAAGCCAUACUUAAGCUGAAAUACCGAGCUAAUCAUGGUAAUUUAGUUGAGUUACUGGGCAAGCAAAUUAAUGACAGUUGGAAAGUCGUUAAUAACGGGGAGAGUAUCUUAAAACAUAACAAUAAUAACAACAUUAACAAUAAAACGGCAGAGAUUUCGUCGUUUCAAUCAUUGUGCGCACAGCUAUGGAAGUCAGUUACACGUGCGAGGAAUCUCUCGCCUCUGAAAACGACAACGUUUCGGAUGGCUGUUAACUGCCGACACCGGCUGGAGCCGCGGCUCGACCCUUAUUACUUCGGCAACGCGAUUCAAAGCAUCCCGACCGUUUCUCCGAUAGGGGAGUUAUUGUCCCGGGAUCUGAACUGGGUGGCUGAUUUGUUACACCAAAACGUCGUCGCACACGAUGAUACUACGGUGCGGAAGGGUAUAGCGGACUGGGAAAGGGAGCCAAGGUUGUUUCCUCUAGGGAACUUCGAUGGGGCAUCAAUCACGAUGGGUAGCUCGCCCAGAUUUCCCAUGUAUGAUAACGAUUUCGGGUGGGGUCGGCCUUUGGCGAUAAGAAGUGGUAGGGCUAAUAAGUUUGACGGGAAGAUCUCAGCCUUCCCUGGAAGGGAAGGAAACGGGAGCGUUGAUUUGGAGGUAGUUUUGGCACCUGAAACAAUGGAGGGGCUUUUAAAGGAUGAGGAGUUUAUGCAGUAUGUAAGUUCUUAAGUGUGUGAGCGGACUACACCCUAGCGGAAUUGGGGGGGGGGGGGAGUUGAACGAGGUACAUGGAAGUUGGAAGCUCACGGUGGGUGUAACUGCUGUAGCAUUCCAAAUCUUUGAUGGUCAAACAAGGUGGUGAUGGUCCCAGGUUAAACAGAAAAAAAAAAAAAAAAAAAAAAAAAAAAAAACCAAGAUUAAUGAUUUGGAUGGUUGUGAUUUAUGAUUUCCCUUUUCUUUUUUUUUUUUUUUUCUCUCUGAAAGUUAAAAAAAAAAAAAUUGAUAAGAAUUGAACUCCAAUAUAGAUUUAUAAAGUAGUAUCACCCUUUGCACUGGUUAAAGCACUAUGUAUAUUUUAAUGAUAAGAGGAUAAUAGGCAAAACAGCAAACCCACCCACUUGGGGGCUGUUUGGCCAAGUAGCCUGUGCUGUGUUGUGCUAUGCUGUGUGUGUGUAAUGUAAGACAUUGUACAUGAUGGCAACUUUCUGUUAUUUAGACUUUUUCUAAAUGCUCAAGCCAAACAGAGCCAAUGAUUCAUAAUAGUAUAUUUGUGCUUUUUAA